AUGAACAACCAUGAACUUGUGAAAAAUGCCACUGAGUUUCAGGAAGUCCACAACGAAAGGUGGAAUGAAAUGAUUUCUGCGACAGCACUACGUAACCUCAAUGAAGCAAAGUGGAAUGUUCCCACUCUGAUGCCGUUCACAGAAGAUGUGCAGAGACUGCACCAGUUUCUCAGUCAAAAGCAAGAGGAGUACUGCAAAGAACUCUCUGAAAGUCCUUCCACAAAGACCUGGAUAGACUUGGCAAAGGUGUGCUUAGCACAGAUCAUCCUCUUUAACCGUCGCAGGGAAGGAGAAGUGGCAAGCAUGCCCUUGUCUGCAUUUUUGUCAAGAGACAAGUCUGAUCAUCACCAGGAUUUGGACUGGGCACUGUCAGAAGUAGAGAAAAGACUCUGCAAACAUUUCACAAGGAUUGUGAUCAGGGGAAAAAGAGGUAGACCGGUUCCUAUUCUUGUGACUCAGAAAAUGCUCAGUGCACUGGAACUCCUGGUUUCAGAGAGAGAGGCUUGUGAGGUACUCAAAGAGAAUUGCUACAUGUUUGCAAGGCCAGCUGCUAAAACGCAUCUCCGUGGUUCGGACUGCCUCCGUGCUUUUGCAGUAGCAUGUGGUGCAAAGUGUCCCAAGGCACUGACCUCCACCAGGCUGCGGAAACAUGCUGCAACACUCUCAACGGUUCUCAACAUGACGGAUACAGAGAUGGACCAGUUGGCUAACUUUCUUGGGCAUGACAUUAGAGUCCAUCGUGAGUUUUAUCGACUACCUGAGAAAACACUGCAGCUUGCCAAGGUUAGCAAGCUUCUCAUGGCCCUUGAGCAAGGAAGAUUGGCUGAGUUCCAUGGCCAAAACCUGGAUGAAAUCACAAUAGGGCCAGAUGACAUGGUCAUUUGUCCUGUUGAGACUGAUGAGACAGCUAAAACCAGGGGACGACACUAUUCAUCUCAAGAAGAGACUCUUCCACUGACAGAAGAAGAAGGCCCCCACUGA
Messenger RNA from Anoplopoma fimbria (sablefish), 981 nucleotides. RefSeq lists its product as uncharacterized. NCBI's taxonomy places the organism in Eukaryota, Metazoa, Chordata, Actinopteri, Perciformes, Anoplopomatidae. Bases 1 to 981 code for a protein of 326 amino acids. The record is from RefSeq and is a predicted model, not a curated record. The transcript is spliced from 3 exons.